AAUUUGUAGUGUCUCAUUAAAACAUUUAAGUUAAAAUCAAUAAUAUGUUAAAACCGCAAAAUCUGCUAACACUGACCCGAUUAUGUCAACAUACAGUCAUUUACCAUAAAGCAUAUCAUCAUUUGAAUAAUAUGUUAAAUAGAUGUCAUGUCAUAAAUGCAGUCCCAAAAUCAUGGCCUUUCAGAAAAUGUUCUGAUAUACUCGAAAAUAAACCACCAGUGUGUAGUACAGGAAAAAAAAAAGAAGAGUCGUGUGAUGGUGAAGUAAAGAAAGACAAGAAAUGUGAAGCAACAAAACCACCUCCACUACCAUGUGGAGUAGCUCCACCACCUCCACCACCGCCAGAACCUCCAAAACCUAUACCACCGCUAGUAGCUUUCAGUCAACCUAGUAAGGAAUGUAAGAAGCCUGUACCACCACCACCUCCAUCACCAACAUCAUCGCCACAUUGCGAAAAGAAACCUGACCCACCCAAACCACCACCAUGUGCAGAAAAAAAACCUGAGCCGCCCAAACCACCCUGUGAAACGAAACCACAAUGUCCGCCACAACCUGCAGCAGCAGAGCCCCCUAAGUGUGGAUCUCCACCUCCAGAACAUCCAAGGUCAAUAUGUGACCCUCCUCUUCUUAAAUGCGAAACAGAAGCACCAACAGACGCUGUAACACCACAAAAUACAGAACAAACUAAGCCAUCAAAUGCAAAAGCACCACAAGCGCAGGCCGCACUUGGAGCAAACGGCCAACGUACAAAUGGCUGUUCAAAACCUGAAGAACCUAAAUGUACUUGUGGACCACCUCCAGAAAAAUGCCCUGAGAAUUCUAAAAACAAUGAUAUGCCUACAAUACCUUUGAAGGAAGCUAGACGAUUUAUGUAUGAUUGUUUUGUGGCUGCUGGUGCUUCACCCGAGCAUGCAAGUCUUCAUGCCGACAUGAUGAUUUUUGCGGAUACUAGGGGAGUUUUCGGUCAUGGAAUGGCUCGUUUAGAAACCACUUGCUGUAAUUUGAAGAACAAAAAGAUCUGUGGCAAAAGUAUUCCUGAGAUUUUAAAUGAAAGCCCAUGUAUUGCAUAUAUUGACGGAAAACAUGCAUUAGGAGCAGUGGUAGGGUGUUAUUGCAUGGAUUUAGCUAUCAAGAAAGCUAAAAUUUGUGGCCUUGGAUUUGUCAAUUGCAAAAAUGCAACGCCAUUUGGAUAUGCUACAUUUUACGCUGAUAGAGCUACAAAGAAUGGAUUAAUUGGUAUGGCAAUUUCUAAUCAACCCCCGACUGUCAUUCCUACAAGGGCAAUGGAACCUGCUAUUGGAGCGAAUCAAGUGGCAUUAGCAGCACCAAUUUCUAUCUGCGAUUCAGCCAAUAUCGAUUUUUCAGCAGCUGUCGGUAGUAUGGGCAAGGUGGAAAUGUUCAGUAAAAUGAAAGCUCAAUUACCAUCGGGAUGGGCUCAGGUUGAAGGUAAACCAACAACGGAUCCUGCACUAGUAUUGGAGAAAGGUGGUUUACUGCCUUUAGGAGGUACCAGUGAAGAUUGUGGGGGACAUAAAGGAUUUUGUCUUGGAUUAAUGUUAGAAACAAUUACUGGAAUGCUAUCUGGAAGUGAUUUUGGCCCAAAACUUUCUAAAGACAAAGACCAUCAUUUCUUGUCUCAUACUUAUGUCGCUAUAAAUCCUGAAAUGUUUGCUGGUGGAUUCGCUGAUAGAUUGAAGUGGUUCUCUCAUACCAUAAGAAAUAUGCCACCCUAUAAACCUGGGAAGUGUGUACUUAUGCCUGGGGAUGUAGAAAGAAAAUUUGCGGAUCAAGUUGACAUGGAUGGAGGUAUCAAGUAUUUGAAAGCUCAAAUGGGUCAGUGUCAACGUGUGGCAGAUGAAUUCAAAGUUAAGCACUUGGGAGAAGCAAAGCCCAAUGUUUAGUCAACUGUACAGCAAAUGAAUUCAUCAAACCAAACCGUUGUAGCAGAUGGAUUCAUCAAAGUUUAACAUUUGGUACAAGCAACGUCCAAUAUGUUUAAACAGUACAAUUUCUAUUUUAUUGGUUUUAACUUAAAUGUUUAUAAUGUGUCAAUUCAUAAACGCAAAUUUUACACUGAAAAUGUAUUAUCUGUGUUCAUC
Molecule: messenger RNA, 2099 nt
Organism: Chrysoperla carnea
Lineage: Eukaryota; Metazoa; Arthropoda; Insecta; Neuroptera; Chrysopidae
Exons: 8
Coding region: 45-1901 (618 amino acids)
Molecular function (GO): oxidoreductase activity
Source: RefSeq, a predicted model, not a curated record